GCGAUAAUUGCACUCGAAACGCUCAAACAUACUCUCGACAAGAUCACCUGUCAGAGCAACUCGUGAAAUCAAUAGGUUACAUGAAAUUUAUGUUUUAAAAUACAAAAAAAAUGAAGAUGAUAAAUUAUAACGAAAGAAAGUUACCAUUGGAUAUGAUCGCUAUUAAUUAUUAAGAUGAAUAAAUGGUUUCAAGAAAAUGUACGAUAUAAUAAAAAGAGAAGAAAACGCUGAGUCCUCCGUGAAAUCAGGAGGUUAAUGAAAAAUAGAUACGAGCGUUUAAAAUAAGAUUUUUUAAAUAAACCGUACUAUCGAUACAGAUUUUAUUUGAAAUAUGCAAUAAUAAUAGAACAAAAUUAAUACUACAUACUUCAUUUGAGUAUUUAUCAAAUCCAGAUACAAAUUUAACAGAAACUAACGAAAGAUGAGAAAGAAAAAUUGUAAAGAUCCUAUAUGUCCAACAAAUCGACAACCUCCAAGGCAUCGCACUACGAGUAACAGCAAAUCAAAGGAUCGAACAACUACAUCAAGAAAACGCAGUCGCGCAACGAGUUGUAGAAACAAAAUGUGCCAAGCUUCGAGAUCGACCGUAGAAAGUUCAACAUCGAUGUCGAGGACACGUACAAGAAGCAGAGAAUCGAUAAAAUCAUGCAGGUCGAGGUCGAUCUGUUGUAGAUCGCGCAAAAAAAGAGUCUGCCACUGUCGCAGAAUACGAGAAGCUCGCAAGCAAGCAAGUCCGCCAAGAAAGAAAAAGCGCAUAAGAUCUCGAUGUAAAACGUUGAAAAAGAACCAAACGCCUCUCUGUAUAUGCGUCAAAGGAUCCAGUUCGCAAGAUCUAAGGAAGAAUUGCAAAUGUCCAUCGACGACGUGCCCAAUGCUUUCAAAAUAUGAUGAUUGUUGCUGUAUAAGAAAGAAGAGAAAUAGAAGCAAGAAAGGAAACAAUCCAAAAAAUAAGCCAAGAAACAAUCCAAAAAACGAUCCAAAAACUAAUGCAAAUUCAAAUCCUGGAAGAGGAAGAUCGGCACGACAAUGUCGCUGCAAAUCACCUACAUCAAAUUCAAAGAGAAACAUAUUUGCAAGAGGACUAUCCAAUUUACGUAGGAAGCUACAACAAUUUGAACUUCCUUUCCGUCGGUAUGAAAAACUAAUAUGCAAUGAUAAUAAUCGAACAAAUAUGUCUAUUAAUAUCUUGGUUUCAAACCUAGACAUAAUAGGAAACAAACAUGCAGAACAUGCACCGACCGAUGCAACUCGAGAGUUUCUUCAAAGAACCGAAGUCAAAAUGCGCCAGAGAGGAGGAAAGUGAAAUUCUGCAAAUAAGGGUAACAAUGAAUUGGUAUUUCUGAUAAAUGUUUCGUUUGUAUUUGCUUACAAAAUCAAUGUAAGUGCUCGAAGACUCGAUGAACAAGCGAAUGGAUUUUGUCGUGCUGGAUAUCUCUCGCGUGUUUCAGAAACACGCUGAAUUAUACAUACAAGAAGGCGUAGACGAACGAGCUGACCCACAGUUAUGAUUCGUAGGCUCGAGGCGAGAGAAAAUUGUUCGUCACGAGUCUUUUGCAUGUUGCCAGAACAUUCGCCAGCAUUGUAACGUAUACAGUUACAGACAAGUGAUUAAUAGUGAUCGAAAAACGCCUGCGUAGUAUCGCACGACAAAAACCACUCGUUUGCAUCGGGACUGAGAGAUAUCUUCGAUUUACGAGCUAAUGGCUUGUACGCUUAAUAAUUAAGUAAUGCGAAUAUAAAUUAUAAAUCGAUAAAUCAUACGAAGGUAUUAAGCAGCGUCCAGUGAGAAUCAUUUUUUGCAAGACCUUUGACGAACUAAGAAUCUGCU
Molecule: messenger RNA, 1828 nt
Organism: Bombus impatiens (common eastern bumble bee)
Lineage: Eukaryota; Metazoa; Arthropoda; Insecta; Hymenoptera; Apidae
Product: transcription elongation factor B polypeptide 3-like
Exons: 7
Coding region: 422-1303 (293 amino acids)
Source: RefSeq, a predicted model, not a curated record